AUGGAUUGGUUAUAUUGUUUAUUGUGCAAGUGUGUACUCGAGAGUAAUGCAAACUCAACCGGUGGUAUGAUAUAUUAUUUAUAUAAGCAUCAUGUAGAGGAACACAAAAUAUUUCGAGAUAAACAGCCUAUUUGGCAAAAAAACCGAGUAAAAACAGCCGUUUGUUCAACGCCAUUUCAACAUUUACAAGAUAUGUUAUGUUGCAAAGAACUUGAUCAAUUAAAAUCAUUUGAACUUAGUGGUUUAGUACGUGAAUGGAAAUUUAUUACGGGUGAAAAUUGGGAACGUUUAAUGUUAUCGUUGUCGCCGACUACAAAAUUAAAACAAUUUAAAAUUCAAAAUCUUCAUUUCUACUCUCUUUUCUAUGUACAAUUUGCAGUAUUGAAAUUACAAUUAGAAGUAUUACAAGCAAAUGAUUAUUUAAGACAACAAAAUUUCUAUUUCUAA
Molecule: messenger RNA, 447 nt
Organism: Didymodactylos carnosus
Lineage: Eukaryota; Metazoa; Rotifera; Eurotatoria; Philodinida; Philodinidae
Source: the annotation of a GenBank genome assembly